Molecule: messenger RNA, 1035 nt
Organism: Cercospora beticola
Lineage: Eukaryota; Fungi; Ascomycota; Dothideomycetes; Mycosphaerellales; Mycosphaerellaceae
Gene: SNU13
Product: RNA binding protein SNU13
Biological process (GO): mRNA splicing, via spliceosome; maturation of SSU-rRNA; maturation of LSU-rRNA
Cellular component (GO): U4/U6 x U5 tri-snRNP complex; precatalytic spliceosome; cytosolic large ribosomal subunit
Molecular function (GO): RNA binding
Source: RefSeq, a predicted model, not a curated record
AAAUUGUUAGCUACUCGCGAACGUCGACAACAUCAGGGCCGUGAACCCAUAGCUAUUCGGGCGAGCCUUGCGCGACAUCAGCACUUCCAUCCCAAAUUCGACACCUUCAGAAAUCCACCCUCCAAGACAAAAUGGCCGACCAGAGCGCUGCUUGGCCGAUUGCCGAUGCUGCACUGAGCCAGGAAAUUCUCGACCUUGUCCAGCAAGCCAGCCAUGCCCGCCAGCUCAAGAAGGGAGCCAACGAGGCUACGAAGACUCUGAACCGUGGUAUCAGCGAGAUCAUCAUUCUCGCGGCCGACACUACCCCUCUGGCUAUCCUGCUCCAUCUUCCACUUCUUUGCGAGGACAAGAACACUCCAUACGUGUAUGUUCCAUCCAAGAUGGCUCUCGGCCGCGCCUGUGGUGUAUCUCGGGCAGUCAUCAGCUGCAGCAUCACUACCAACGAGGCUUCCGAUCUUAUGGGACAGAUCCGCGCACUCAAGGACAAGGUCGAACGCUUGAUGAUCUAGGUUGCUAUCUUCGAUGAAAUUUGAUGUCGAAGUGAAUAGAGUCGCUGGCUUCUGUCAAGUAUCACUUGGCUUAGCAAAAGGCAUCGCCGGAACAGCCUACUCAGUAACGGGAUAGCUUUCUCAACAGGAAUUUUGGAGAUCGACUCGAAGCCACUUACUGAACGAAGCGUUUUUUCAGUGUCUGGUUGCUACAAUGCUCGGCUCAUCUCUUUUUGCUAGACACUACUGACCAUUUCUCCUUGAUAAUGAUGCAGCGCAUUUGUACAGGUCACCAACGAAAUCUGCCUCAUAGCAACAAUGUACGGACCGAAUAGGCAUCAUACGAGUUCGAGAUGAAGUGGUCUUGCAAAUAUCGGGCCUUGCGCCUACCAACCUAAAGGUGAAUGCUCACGGAUGGAAGUGAUGAAGAACGGACUGAACGAAAGACGAAGUUGCGGGAACAGUAUUUUCUCGCUCGAUAUAGUUACCGAACAAACGACGAAACGUUAGCAGUUGCCAGACCACCAUCGUGCCAGCCGCCGAAGUU